AUGUCUCAUGAUCAGGAUAUUCGAUGGACUUUCAAGUCCCUAGGAGAAGAGAAGGAUUUAUUGAUAUCGUACUUUACUUCUUUGAGGGGAUCUGCACAGAGCGCCGAUUUGAUACCCACGUUUUCAUCUCACGACGAUAUUUGCUUAUCUUUAAAUCAAACUCUGGCGUUGCUCGACUUCAUUUCGACGAACCCACCGGACGAUACGAUUCUACAGCUACUCCACCGAGCCUUUAAGUGUGAGCUUCUCUGCGGCGGUGAUAUUCAUUCUCUGGCGUUAAAACUGGAACCAUCCUCCAGCAGAAAGCUCAUCGAGGCAUAUUUUCGCACCAUCGGCCGUUUCAGGGAGAUGUCGACAUCGGCGCUUUUUGAAAGGGCCAACAUCGACGAUAUAUCGUUGUUGGCGGUCUUUGGAGGCCAAGGAAUUCACAAUCUUGACUGUUUGACUGAGUUACGGAACAUCUACCACACAUAUAAGCCUCUAAUCGGAGACUUCAUCCAGCGGGCCGCAUUAAACUUGCAAAAUAUUGCCCUCAGAUGCUCCGACUCUGCAGACGGCCCUUUUUAUGCAAAGCUUGAUAUCCAUGACUGGCUCUUUGGUCCUUCCGAGAAAUGCCCGGGGCGCGAGCAUAUUGCAACUGCACCCAUCAGCUUUCCCAUCAACGGGCUCACCAGCUUUGCACACUACGCAAUUGCCUGUCAUGUGCUCAACCUUCACCCGGGAGAAAUGAGAGUCCGAUUUUCGGGCGCAGCGGGGCACUCACAGGGUGUAAUAGUUGCCGCUGCAAUAGCUGGUUCGGACUCUUGGUCUAGGUUCCAUGAUCUGGUGGAUAGGUCGCUGGAGCUGCUAUUUUGGAUCGGGCUUAAAAGCCACCAGUCCUUUAAUCACUCUGUGCUCCAACCUGCAGUUGUUUCAAGCGAUGGUAACCAGAAUGCUGUUGCACACUCGAUGCUUAGUAUACGUGGAAUGCGGAAAGUGAAGUUGCAAGAGCUCCUACAGCAGAGUAAUUCUUGCUUGGGAGAAUCGGAAGCCGCAUACUUGAGUCUUCAAAAUUCUGACGAUGCUUUCGUGGUUGCGGGCCCCACGAAAACAUUACGAGGAAUAUGUCAACUACUGGAAAAACGCAAGGUCGCGCCCAACGAGUCCCAGGCGAAAAUCCCGUUCCCUGAUCGCGCUCCCAACAUCGAUUACCAGCUCUUGCCUAUUUCAGCUCCGUUUCACUCCCCUCACCUGCAGAAUGUAACUCAGGAAGUUCUCCAGCAGGUCGGAGCAGAACUUUUGGCGGAACUUGACCUCCGCAUACCGGUAUAUCACACCCGGACAGGAGCUGAUCUCAGGGACAUCACCGGGACGGAUCUCACAGCAGAACUUGUACGAAUGAUCACAUGCGAACAGGUUUUCUGGCGUGAGGCAUGUCUUAAGGACGAUAUUACACACAUUAUAGACUUUGGACCUGGUCGAAGCAGCUGUCUACUCCUCAACCAGAUUCAGGGCUCUGGGACACGUAUCAUUCUUGUAUCGGAACCGACAGAUUCCACGAGCUUGUAUGGCGGCAAACAUGAAUUCUUCUCCAGUGAAAAGCCCUUUUUCGCUCCUAAGUGGUCGCAUAUACAUCGCGCCAAGCUGAUUCGGGAUGAGGGGAAUUUAAAGAUAAGAACGCCGAUGACGGAAAUAUUUGGAACUCCACCCGUUAUGGUAGGUGGAAUGACACCAACAACCGUUGCGUGGGACUUUGUGUCUCAUGUGAUGAAUGCUGGUUACCACAUCGAACUGGCCGCCGGCGGCUAUGCGAAACCCGAAGACCUCGAAUUCGCUAUCAGGAGACUCGCGACAUCUAUACCGCCACAUCGAGGAAUUACCCUUAACGUCAUCUAUGCCAACCCCAAGGCAAUAUUGUGGCAAAUUCCGCUGAUCCGCCAAUUGAUCUCUGACGGCCUCCCAGUUGAGGGCUUGACGAUUGGGGCCGGUAUCCCUUCAUUGGAAGUCGCAUCCGAAUAUAUCCAUACAUUGGGCUUGAAGCAUAUUUCAUUCAAGCCCGGAUCGGUGGAUGCGAUUGAUCAAGUGAUCAAGAUUGCAGAGGCAAAUGAGUCAUUUCCAAUAGCCCUGCAAUGGACUGGAGGGCGGGGCGGUGGCCACCACUCCUAUGAGGAUGUGCAUGCUCCUAUCUUGAAAACAUAUGCACGAAUCCGGAAAAGAAAGAACAUUAUUCUCAUUAUAGGUAGCGGAUUUGGGGAUGCGCAAGGAAUGCUACCUUACCUUACUGGCUCCUGGAGCGAAACCUUUGAUUACCCCCCCAUGCCAUUUGACGGUGUGCUGCUUGGUAGCCGUAUGAUGGUCUCCAAAGAGGCUCACACUUCCCCGCGAGUUAAAGAUUUAAUUGUCCAGACUAAGGGCACCAGCGACGCCGACUGGUUCGCCACCUACUCUGGUUCAGCAGGAGGAGUGAUCACAGUUAAAUCGGAAAUGGGAGAGCCCAUCCAUAAACUGGCCACACGAGCGGUCCUUUUAUGGAAUGAUCUGGACCGAACCGUCUUUCGCAUCAAGGAACCCGCGAAGCGACUUGAGGCCCUUCUCGCCCGGCGAGAGUCCAUAAUUUCUCGCUUGAACACAGAUUACUGCCGACCAUGGUUUGCAAUAGACUCGAGCGGCAAUGCAGUGGAGCUUGAGGAUCUAACCUAUGCGGGUUGUUUGCUUAGGGUAGUGAAUUUGAUGUAUUUGCCACAACAACGGCGUUGGGUGCAUCCAUCGUACUUGAGGUUCUUCCUUGACUUUUUACGCCGUGUUGAAGAACGAUUAUGCCACUCUACUUCAUCUGUCGUUGCAAAGGAGUCGUCGAAUCCUUUCAAGCUCGUGGAUAGCCUCCACAGAGAUUGUCCGAUGCUUAGCACUGAGCUCAUUUAUCCAGAAGAUGUAUCGUACUUUCUGGCACUCUGUCGUCGUCGAGGCCAAAAGCCCGUCAAUUUCAUUCCAAGACUUGACGAAAAUUUUGAAGAGUACUUCAAAAAGGAUAGCUUGUGGCAAAUGGAGAACUUGGAAGCAGUGAUAGACCAAGACCCUCAGCGGGUAUGCAUAAUUCAUGGCCCAGUGGCUGCAAAAUACUCGACCUCGACUGAGGAAUCUGCGGGACAAAUUCUGGAUGGAAUCUGCAAUGAUUUAUUAUCUUCCCUUGCUUCGGGUCAACAUGAGAACCGGGAAAAUCUUACCGCCUUGUCGAAGACCCCAACAGAACAGCCUCUUGCGGGUAUAUUUCCCUGCGCCAGUUUCACCUCAGACCAGAUGCACAAUGUGUAUACUUUUACAUCUUCAGUGACCGACAUUGAAAGGAACCGGAUCCUCGAACACGCUUUGGGAGGAGUAAAUCAGUGGCUACAGGCCUGCUUUUCUGAGCAAUAUAUUCGCCGCGCGAACAUUCAGGAGCACAACCCUCUCCCAAUCGCAUUUCGUCCUGUCACAGGUGAUGCUCUGAUAGUCCGAUAUCACGGAUCCACUAGACAGGUGAGAAGUGUCACAUUAUCUAGGAACUCUCCGUGGCAAAACACCCCAUAUCCAGCGUUGUCUCUCUCUUCAUCCGAUGGGAAGCAGGUUCGCGUUACAAUUCAAACACCCCCUGACUUGUCUCGACGAGUCAGCCAUCUGCGUUAUGAGCUUCAUCUUACCGAAGCAGGAGGUCGGUUCGUGAUCAAUGAUAAGACGGGACAGAGAUUGGAGCGAAUCCGGAAAUUUUAUGCGUCCCGAUGGAUGCUUGAAUACGGGGCAUGUGCAAAUACGGACAUCACCUUGCCCUUUUUCCAGGAGGAAAUGACGCUGUCCCAGAAGAUGGUGGACAGCUUUGCGGCCGUCGUUGCAGGGGCCCAAGGAAAUUAUAGUCCUCCUUUAUCGACUCAACGUCUCGCACCGCUUGAUUUGGGAAUAGUCUGUGCAUGGUCUGUGCUAAUGAAGCCAUUACUAGCCACAGGAGUUGGUGGUGACCUUUUCCGGCUCUUGCACCGAUCCAACACCUUCGAGAUGUUUCCCGAUGCGAAGCCCCUAGAGAUUGGGGACGUUGUCCAGGCGAAUUCACGAGUUACUGCGAUACGUGCCCAACCUAAAGGAAAGCUAGUAGAAGUCAGCGCAACCAUUACAAGGCGACAAGAGCCUGUCAUGACCGUAACUUCAGCUUUCUUUAUCCAGGGGGAAAGCCAGCCCAGUGGCCCUAUGUUCCAGCGACUCCAGGAACCCGAAAUGAUUGUACGGGUUACGACUCAGAAACUUGAGGCGUUGUUACACAGUAGAAAGUGGAUCAAAUUCGACGACGGCCCCAAGACUAAGUUACACCACAAAUGCCUCGCUUUCCGCACUGAGUCUUAUAGUAUCUAUGCCCAGUCCUCCGCCUCCUAUGGCUUGGAGGUCACAGGGACAAUUUCCUGCAUGGUAGAUGGGAAACAACUGUCUCGCGUUGGUGAAAUCAACUAUUCACAUCCACACUGCCAUGGAAACCCUGUGACUGAAUUUCUUAAUCGCUAUGGAGAGCCAUUGAAGCAGCGCCAACAUCUAGAACGCCCUGGGUGGGACAAGUCAGCGUCAUGGGUUAUGGAAAUCCCUGCAUUUGCCAGUCGAGACUAUGCGACAGUGUCUACCGAUAAUAAUCCUAUCCAUGUGUGUUCCAUCUUUGCAGGUUUGGCACGACUUUCACAACCCAUUGUUCAUGGCAUGUAUACAUCGGCCUUUGUGCGAAGAGAACUGGAGAAUCGCCUGGCAGAGUCUGACCGUUCCCGUUUCCGCCGGUGGUACACAUCAUUUGAAAGCCCUGUCCAUGAAGGUGAUGCCCUGCGCGUCGAGGUCGAGCAUACUUCGAUGGUUCAAGGGCGCAUGGUCUUCAAUGUGCAUGUUUUCAAUAAUGCCAGCAAUGAAAUUGUGAUGAAAGCUGAAGCUGAAGUUGAGCAACCGCCGACAGCCUAUCUUUUCUGUGGCCAGGGAAGCCAGGAAAAGGGCAUGGGGAUGACACUAUAUGACAAUGAUGAGGCAGCACGAGAAAUUUGGGACAGAGGGGAUCGUUACCUUCUUGAUCGUUAUGGUUUCUCCGUGAUUGAUGUCAUCCGGCAAAAUCCAUCGAAAUUGACCGUACACUUCCGAACUGCAAAAGGACGCCGCGUGCGUGAGAACUAUCUUGCGAUUACCCGUCGAGUAGUCGAGAAUGGGCGUGAAGUUCAGGUUCCCAUUAUGGCGGGAUUGACCCCUGAAUCCGAAUCGUAUACAUUUCACAACCCAACUGGGCUGCUCUUCUCCACCCAAUUCGCCCAACCUGCCAUCAGUUUGAUGAAUCUUGCCGAGAUGGCCCGACUUGAAUCAAGAGGGCUGGUACAAAGUGAUGCUACCUUCGCUGGACACUCUCUAGGCGAAUACAGUGCGCUUGCUGCUUGUGCUGGCAUCCUGUCGGUGGAGGAUCUGAUUGCCCUUACCUUUUACCGUGGUGUGGUGAUGCAAAAUAUGAUGGAUGGUGAUACCACGGGGCAAACGGACUUUUCUAUGGUCGCCGUUAACCCGUCAAGGGUCAAAAAAGAUUUUACACAGGAGUCUCUCAUUAUCCUCACCAAACAAAUAAGUUCCACCAUGGGUCUCCUUCUCGAAGUUGUCAACUACAAUGUCUAUCAACAACAAUAUGUCUGCGCUGGUCACCUACAAGCCCUUUGGCUACUGGGAAAAGUCUGUGAUCACUUAGCCAAUGAUACAAGAGCUGGGACAGACACCCCUGAGGCUCUACUUGAAAUUGUACAGCGACAUGAGCCAGCAGCCAGAAGCCAAAAAGCCCCUGUCCAGCUUGAUCGUGGAAAGGCAACUGUCCCUCUCCUUGGUAUUAAUGUUCCCUUCCACUCUAGCUAUCUACAGGGCGGCAUUGACACUUACCGGGAAUACCUUAAAGACAAGAUUAAGGAGGAGAAGAUUGACCCUCUUCGGCUGGUAGGCAAAUUCGUUCCAAACGUGAUGGGAAAGCCAUUUUCUGUACAAAAGCCCUAUGUUGAGGAUGUGGCUCGGGUUACAGGGAGUCGGGUCUUGCAGCAGAUGCUGGAGAGCUGGGCUUAA
Messenger RNA from Coccidioides immitis RS, 6060 nucleotides. Its product is annotated as fatty acid synthase beta subunit. Bases 1 to 6060 code for a protein of 2019 amino acids. The record is from RefSeq and is a predicted model, not a curated record. The transcript has 4 exons. Gene Ontology annotation, biological process: long-chain fatty acid biosynthetic process. Gene Ontology annotation, molecular function: enoyl-[acyl-carrier-protein] reductase (NADH) activity; [acyl-carrier-protein] S-acetyltransferase activity; [acyl-carrier-protein] S-malonyltransferase activity. NCBI's taxonomy places the organism in Eukaryota, Fungi, Ascomycota, Eurotiomycetes, Onygenales, Onygenaceae. Gene Ontology annotation, cellular component: fatty acid synthase complex.